AUGAAGGCGGGGGAAGACAUCGAGAUGGGAGACUGUGUGGGGAGAAGUGCCAAGGGAGCUCCAGAUGCCAUCGAUGGACGAAGGAAGACGGGCGAGUAUGCAUCGAAGAAGAGUGUUGCCGAAGGCAUGAUGGAUAUCGCCCUGCUCACUGCAAAUGCCAAUCAACUGCGCUUCCUUAUCACCUUCAACACCGAAUCCCGAACGUUCUACGUCAGUCUGGGUCUCCUGGUGCUCUCUCUCGUCCUCCAGGUCGCCGUCGGAAUCGCCUUGAUCUUUAAGAGGCAAAUGAAAAUCAAAGGGAGGAAAAAUCAAGCGAGUCACAUGAAUGAUUACAUAGUGGGUGGUAUAUUUUUGGUCACCGUAAUUAAUGUGUUAGCCGCCUCUUUCACCAUCACUGAAAAAGCCAAUUAA
Molecule: messenger RNA, 411 nt
Organism: Phlebotomus argentipes
Lineage: Eukaryota; Metazoa; Arthropoda; Insecta; Diptera; Psychodidae
Product: ninjurin-B-like
Exons: 2
Coding region: 1-411 (136 amino acids)
Biological process (GO): tissue regeneration; cell adhesion
Cellular component (GO): membrane
Source: RefSeq, a predicted model, not a curated record